This is a messenger RNA of Prunus mume (Japanese apricot), 3363 nucleotides long. RefSeq lists its product as uncharacterized. Gene Ontology annotation, cellular component: cytoplasm. Gene Ontology annotation, molecular function: ATP binding; protein kinase activity. Lineage: Eukaryota; Viridiplantae; Streptophyta; Magnoliopsida; Rosales; Rosaceae. The record is from RefSeq and is a predicted model, not a curated record. Gene Ontology annotation, biological process: signal transduction; protein phosphorylation.
CAUCGAAGUUGGCGGGAACACUUGGAAGGAGAACCACACAGAAACAAACCAGUGUCAUCACCCAAGACAUGUAAAUUCCCAAAUCCAACACUUUCUAACAAAAAAAGAUAAUUAAAUAAAUAAAAACAGUGCCAAGAAAACUUUUUCCAGGAAGAUAACAUCGCAUACUCAUCUGCUCUGCUGGUUUUAGUUUUCGCUCUGGAGCACUUUUUUCUUUCAUUCUUUUUUCCUUUUUUAAUUCAUUUGACUAUAAAACUUGCCUGGUGCGCUAAGCUAACUGAAUUUGGCCGGGAAAACUUAGAUGGGUAUGUUUGAAUCUGCUGUUUUAUUGUCGGGUUUCGAGAGAAUUUGGAAAAAUACCCAAUUCGUCUCCAUGAUCCUAAUCUCCAUUUUUGUUCCUUGAAGAAGCUAAAUUUGUUGGUCAUUCUUGCUCUACAGGAAAGGACAAUUUGCACGUUUGGUGGUUGCCAUUUCCAUUCUCCACCGACCAUUGUCUCUGGUUAGGCCUUAUCUUUCUGCAGUAAUGAAUUUCUUUCAGAAACUUCAUUGUUAGAGUACUUCAAUUUAGUUUUGAUCUCCAUUUUCAGAUUUUUGUGGUCGAGUCUUAAAAUGGAGCAAUUUCGAAAGAUUGGGGAGGAUUUGGGAAGUAUGAAGGCCUUGAUGGUGUUCCAAGACAACAUCCAAAUCAAUCAGCGGCAGUGUUUUUUGCUGCUUGAUAUCUUCAGCUCAGCAUAUGAAUCAAUAGCAGAGGAGAUGAAAUAUAAUCUGAGAUUUGAAGAGAAGCACACUAAAUGGAGGGUUCUCGAGCAGCCGUUGAGAGAGCUCCACAGGAUAUUCAAAGAAGGAGAAGCCUACAUCAGGCACUGCUUGGAAACAAAGGAUUGGUGGGCUAAAGCCAUUACUCUCUAUCAGAACUCCGAUUGCAUUGAGUUUCACAUCCAUAACUUACUUUCCUGCAUGCCAAUUGUCAUUGAAGCAAUUGACAUUGCUGGAGAAAUAUCAGGGUGGGGUCAGGAUGAGAUACAAAGGAAGAAAACCGUGUUCGCGGAUAAGUACAAAGAUGACUAUAGAGAUUGGAAACUUUUCAAGUGGAGAUUUGGGAAGCAGUAUUUGAUUACUCAAGAUUUCUGCAAUAGGUUUGACACAACAUGGAAAGAAGAUAGAUGGACUCUUCUCCAUAAAAUCAGAGAAAAGAAACUUUCAGGUUCGACAAAGUACGGGAAACGCCUCAUAGAUCUUCUUUUCAAAAGCUUAGAUGGGUCAGAGUCACAGCCUUUGAAUGGAAAGCUCUUACCUAGUUCAAUCCUGGUGGGGUCUAAGGACUACCAGGUGAGGCGACGGCUAGGGGGUGGAAGUCAGUAUAAAGAGAUCCUAUGGCUGGGUGAAAGCUUUGCCUCAAGACACUUCUUUGGGGAUAUUGAACCCCUGCUGCCAGAGAUUUCUUCAUUGUUAUCUCUGUCCCACCCCAACAUAGUGCACUUCCUUUGCGGGUUUACCAUCAAAGAGAUUUGUGGCCCACGAAAACGAUUUCCAUUUUCUCUUCCUGUUGCAGUUGAUCUGAUGCUUCAAAUUGCAAGAGGAAUGGAAUAUCUCCACUCGAAGAAAAUCUACCAUGGAGAAUUGAAUCCUUCUAACAUACUUGUUAAAGCAAGAGGCAUCUCCACAGAUGGGUACUUGCAAGCCAAGGUUUCAGGUUUUGGUUUAACUUCUGCGAAAAGCCCCAGCCAAAAAAACCUUUCAAAUCAGAAUGGAAGCCUACCUUUCAUCUGGUAUGCUCCAGAAGUUCUGGAAGAGCACGAACAGACAAAAAGUAGUGAGAAAAAGUACACAGAAAAGUCUGAUGUGUACAGCUUUGGCAUGGUUUGCUUUGAGCUUCUGACAGGGAAAGUGCCUUUUGAGGAUAGUCAUCUUCAAGGGGAGAAGAUGAGCCGAAACAUAAGGGCAGGAGAGAGGCCGUUGUUCCCAUUCUAUUCUCUGAGAUAUGUGACCAACCUCACAAAGAAAUGUUGGCACAGUGACCCUAAUCUACGGCCAAGCUUCUCAUCCAUCUGUCGGAUUCUAAGAUAUAUUAAAAGGUUCCUUGCAAUGAAUCCUGAUUAUAACAGCCAGCUAGACCCACCAGUGCCUAUGGUAGAUUACUGUGAGAUUGAGUCAGGGAUUCUGAGAAAGAUUCCUUCUUGGAAGAGUUGUGAGCAACCACCAGUAUCACAAAUCCCAUUUCAGAUGUUUGUUUAUAGAAUUGCGGAGAGAGAAAGAACAACUUUGAAAGAUACUUCAGAAUCAGGAAGCGAUGGAGCUUCAAUCUGUGGAGAUGAAAUGGUGACCACUCCAGACGAACCAUUCCCGCCCGCGCCUGAGAGGAAGUGUUUAACAUCACCUGAUAGCAUGAAAAAGAAACUUCCAUUCUUGAAGAAAUCUUCAGAUGUGAAAGCCAACAGACUACCAGGAACACCAAGAGGACGGUCUGUCAGACCUCCACAGAUGAGCCCUUGUGGCCGUAGUAUUAGUCUCAGAAUGAGUUCAGAAAGCCAGCUAAUGGCGAUGAGUCCAAGAAUACGGAGAACAUCAUCUGGACAUGCCUCAGAUUCUGAGCUCUCCUAGACCUUGAUACGUCAUACAUUUUGUCAACAAAUUACUUAGCUUCAGUCUAACUUUCAUGCAAUAUGUGGAUUGCUCAAUCAAACAUCAAGAGAAAGCACAGUUCAAGAUAGGAACGGUUUAGCUUGCUCUGAUGACUACAAGCAUCUGUAUCAAUAGUAGAUUGUGUUUAAGAGCCACAGUAAAAUGUUGAAGGACAGAAUUCUUUGUCAACGAAAGCUCAAAUGCACAGAAGGAAUCUAUACCAGGAGAAAGAUGGAGGAAGAAAAAGGUGUUUUAAGGCCCUAAAGUGGGGGACAAAAGUUGCAAGACCAGUCGAAUUUUUUUUCAGAAUCAGAACAAGAUAUCAUGGGCAGAAACUCAGAGCAAUCCUUUAGUGAGUAACUUUACAACGAGUCAGCUACAAACUUACAAGGUUGAGUCAUAAAGAGCUUAACAUUUGUAUACAAUAUAUAAUUAUGUGGCAAAACCUUCCAUACCUUUAAACUUUGUCCUCUGCAGAGGAACAAUUUAUUCAAGGAAUCCGUUGAGCUUAACGCAGGCAAGACUUCAACAGUGAUGAUCUCUGACAAGAUAUAACAACUUAAAGGCAAGAAAAAGACAACCUCAAUUCAUCUCAACCAGGGGCAAAAGAUGAGAUUGUAUAUCUGAGAAUAAUAUCCUCUUAUUGGGUAUAUGAGUCAUGAUAAAAAAAUUCCAUUAUUAGUUUAAUACUGAGAUGAUCAGAAAGUGUAAAGCAUUCAGAAGUGGCACAACUUUGAUCAA